UAGCACUGUUUGAUAACCAUAUCGUGUCCAACAGGAGAGUGUAUUGUAUCCUGCUUCGCACACACAGCACGCAGUAGUGGAGAAUCCAAUAAGCACUCAUCGAAGGGUUAAAUUGAUGACGUGUCAAGAAAGGAAAGUGAGAGGAUAGCGUAAAAGAGUGGGGAGAAGCACAGGGAAAGAAAACCGUUGGCCUCAACUUCACCAAAGUCCACGUGUCUCCAUGGAGCAGAGCAGCCACGACCAUAGUCGCAAGUGAGUUAGUGAGUGCGCGAAAAAGGCAAAACGAAGAUAAAAAUAUUAAAAAAAAAAAAAAAACAGAAACACAGAACCACAGUCAACGUUUGUAUCUGGUGUUUGCAUUAAACCCAAUUGCACAGUUUUCUCUUUCACUCUAUUUUCAACAACUAAAACCCUAUUCUUCUCUUCUUCUUCUUCCAUUUUCAUCACCAUCACCAUGAUGUCUCCUUCUCAGCCACCCCAUUGGGCCCCAUCUCCGUCUCCGUCUGCAUCUCCGACCCCAACGCCGACACCAAUACUAAACAAAUCAUUCCUACCACCGCCGUCCAACACGCCGGCGGUUGACUUCAGCCCUCCCUUGAUAGCAAUGGUCGUAGUCGUCGCCGCCGCCUUUCUCGUCGUAACCUACUCUCGUCUCAUCGCGCGACACCUCAGGCCGCCUAUCCACCGCCUCCUACACCGCUUCCGGCGGCGGCGAUUCCCCCCGUCCUCCGUUGGCGACCUCGAGUCCUUACCCUACGAGUCUCCCUUUGACGGCCCGCGCGUGUUCUCUCCCUACGGCUUAGACGAAACGGUGAUUAAAACGAUACCGUUUUCGCUUUACACAGCUAAAUACGACGCUCGUUUCGAAGAGUCUCGCAACGACUGCGCCGUUUGCUUGCUGGAAUUCGAAGACGAAGACUACGUGAGAACGCUUCCGGUUUGUUCACACACGUUCCACGUGGACUGCAUCGACGCGUGGCUUCGCUCGCACGCUAACUGCCCUCUCUGCCGCGCAGGAGUCCUCUGCGCCGAUUCGCCUUUCACUCCGAUGAUGGCCGCAAGAAUCCGACCGAGCCUCGACGACGACACAAUUCUUCACCGCAUCAGCCUGGACCCUCUCAUCGAUCCCCCACCGCCCGUGGCAAUAUCCGCCGUCCCGGAGAUAACACCCUGCAUCGACGAGCAAUCUCCGAGGAGGAACCACAACCACGCGAACGUCAGCUCAGAGGAUUGUUUUAGGGAUUUUCUGCUGAAGAGAUCAUAUUCGUUUGGGUUUGAACGGAGUGUCGCGUCGGAGAGGAUGGUGAUGGAAGCCACCACUGCCUCGCCGUGGCGAUACCGCAGAGGGAGUAAUAGUUUCUGGAGCAAGAGGCCUUCACCGUUUGGGUCUUUGGGGAAACCAAGGGUGUUUUCAUUUCGGUAUUACAGAGGGAUGAAAUCACCGUUCUUCCGGCGGAGGGGAUUCUUCCCGCUGUCGGAGUCCAGCGUGAGGUACGGCGGCGGCGGGAGCUCGUCGCGGCGCAGCAAGUCGAUUGCAAGCCCAAUGUUUCUUCGGUCGUCGGGUCUGGCAGCGGCGGCGUUCUCGUCGAGCCGGCUGAGAUGCGGGGAUCCCGAGGCGCUUCUGUCGCCGGAGAGAUUUAACCGGAGGUGAGAUUGAUGCAAGGAAGGUAAAAAAGAAAGAUUGAAGCUUUCCUCGAGAAGUGAGAAUGGGCGGCAAGAGGACACGUGGCGGCGGUUGAUUGGUAGAUGGGGUUGAGGUUUGAUCGGAGAUGGGUGGAGAGUGGCGGUGUGGGUCAGGUCAAGGAGGAAUUUAAUGGAGGUGGUGGCAUGCGGUUUAAUUUAAUGAGACGGUCUGGCAAUUUGUAGAGAGUCAUUAAUGGAUGGUAGGAAGAGCAUUAAAUGGGAGAGAGAAGAGAGAAGAGAGAAGUAAGAGAUUUCAUGGUGAUAAGGGAGAAGAAGAAAGAAGAAAGAGUGGUUUUCUCUCUCCCUAUAUUUAUAUAUCUAUUAUUCUCUGUAAGUAUGCUCAGACUGUGGUGUGUGGUGUGUGGAAGCUCAUAAAUGAGCAAUGAGCAGAGGAUUGGAUAGAAGGUUGUGUUUUGAUUCUUGAACCGACCGAAGAGAAGAGGGUUUUGGCAAAUGCUUGUUCAUGCAGUUUCUUUAUGGCAGCACCGACUGAAGCCACCCAUGUGAAUGGAUUGAAGAUGCAAAACACACAUUAAUAUGAGUUAUGGUGCGACCUAGGUCACUCUGUAUAGGUUUAUGCCCACAGACGCAAGGCAUUUAUUGUGGCAUUGGGUAUGCUGACAAGCAACAUUGGUUGAUUCGUUUUAGUGCGUGACACUCUGCUGUGAAUUCUUUCAUCGUCAGAUAAUUAAUGCCAUUUAUAACAUUUUGAAUUUGGAAUCUUUUGUGAUCAAUGCUCUUUCAACUUUUUUAUUUUUCAACUCACCUUUUUCCAUAAACAAAUACCCUGCUCCUAUCUUCCUCUAAAUAUUUGUCUUUCUACCAAAACAACAAACACUUUUUACUACCCUUCUAAUAUGUAAAUCAUGUGAUGGAUAGAUAACAUUGAAAAUCGAUAAAUCAUGUGCAAUUUCAUAUUUGCUGUAAAUUUCUCUGUCUGUCUUCAUCCAAUUCAUUUCGAUGAAUCCAUUCUUUUCUUCUUUCGACAAAACAGAUCUAAAGACAUACCUUUGGUAUUUUGGCAACCAAACCAACACUGGUAGUAGCAUUCUUUUUGGUGUCUUUUUUUCCUUUGACCCAUAAUCAGCAAUAGUUGUUAACCUGUGUAGCUAUCAUCAUGCACAGACAACACAGUUACUGUUAACUUCACAAUCUGUCUUGAAGCCCAAACCAACUCUUCUGAGCUCAUACUGUACAAUCCGGCCCAGUAGAUUUCAAGUUGGUCCAAUCACUCACAGCAUACGUGGCCACGAAAAGGAUGUGUAAUUCAUCUGAGACAUGCAUUCACACCAAGUUAAGAGCUUAUAUUAUCAGAAUUCUGUAAGUGGUCACAUGCACUAUUAAUGUUGCAGAUAACAUUAAAGCUAGCGCAAAAAGUUAGGUGUGGAUUUUAUUUUUUAUCUCUCUCAAUCCUGUGUAAGAUUUUAAGUAUAUGAUAUGAUUGAUUGUUACUAAAAGUAAAAGAAAUUAAUUCUUCUGUAUAAUUUAGACCAACUAAUAACUUGAACGCUC
Messenger RNA from Vigna unguiculata (cowpea), 3195 nucleotides. Its product is annotated as RING/U-box superfamily protein. The record is from RefSeq and is a predicted model, not a curated record. Gene Ontology annotation, biological process: protein ubiquitination. NCBI's taxonomy places the organism in Eukaryota, Viridiplantae, Streptophyta, Magnoliopsida, Fabales, Fabaceae. Gene Ontology annotation, molecular function: transferase activity.